Messenger RNA from Fomitiporia mediterranea MF3/22, 309 nucleotides. RefSeq lists its product as uncharacterized. The transcript has 3 exons. The annotation marks the transcript as partial. The record is from RefSeq and is a predicted model, not a curated record. Gene Ontology annotation, molecular function: protein binding. Lineage: Eukaryota; Fungi; Basidiomycota; Agaricomycetes; Hymenochaetales; Hymenochaetaceae.
AUGCUGAUUUUGUCCACAGUCCCGCAAUACGACUUGCACUUCGCUGCUGCCUCGGGAAAUCUUGGACUCGUCGAGUUUGCGCUAGGCCAUGGGCAGCCAAUCAAUUCUGUUCUCAAUGGUGUUCUUCCUCUUCAUGCAGCAUGUGCUGGUGGGAGUGAAGUUGUAGUGAAGUAUUUAAUUGAUGAAGGAGCGGAUGUAAAUGCACCAAGGAUACCACGAAGAUAUUCAAAUGAGAAGCACAAGUCAUCUGGACUGGCGGUUGGUGCGAGCGGUUCAACGCCUCUACAUUUUGCUGCUGCCAACGGACAC